AUGAUGGGAAAGGCAAAAGCUGAUCCAAAUCCUCCUGAGACCGAUGCCUUGAUUGCGAAUACUGCUCUGCCUUUAAAAGUUCAUCAAAUCAGAGGAACACAUCUUAACCUCUGGUGUGACCACUGCAACAGAUCACGUCACACUCGAGAGACCUGUUGGAAACUCCAUGGGAAACCAACACAUUUGAAAAAUGGUAAACCGGGUCCCAGAUUUGUCCUUACAGCACAUGAAAAAAAAUCCUUGUCCAACCAGGAUCAAGUUGAGGAGCUUAUAAGGUUGCUAAAAUCUAGUUCUUUGUCGGGUAUUCCUAAUGCUUCUUUGGCACAAACAAGUAAUUUUAGUAUCCAUACUUCUCUAAGUUGCACCUCAAAUAUGUAUGCACUAUGGAUCAUAGAUUCAGGUGCUUCUGACCAUAUGACCAACCUUUCUUCUCUAUUUUAA
Molecule: messenger RNA, 441 nt
Organism: Vicia faba (fava bean)
Lineage: Eukaryota; Viridiplantae; Streptophyta; Magnoliopsida; Fabales; Fabaceae
Source: the annotation of a GenBank genome assembly